This is a messenger RNA of Pistacia vera, 2577 nucleotides long. Its product is annotated as ABC transporter F family member 5-like. The record is from RefSeq and is a predicted model, not a curated record. The transcript has 9 exons. Bases 175 to 2265 code for a protein of 696 amino acids. Gene Ontology annotation, molecular function: ATP binding; ATP hydrolysis activity. NCBI's taxonomy places the organism in Eukaryota, Viridiplantae, Streptophyta, Magnoliopsida, Sapindales, Anacardiaceae.
CUUCCCAAAACUUUUCAUGGCCUGAACACUGUUGAGAUUCAAGAAGAGAGGGAGAGACUGAGAGAGUUUCUCUUCUUCUUCAAACUUCAAUAGAGGAAACUCACACUUCACAAAAAUUUUCCCACUCUUUCCCUCAGUUUCCCUCACUUCCCCACGCUGUCUCGCUAUCCAAACAUGGACAUAACAACCAAUCUCCACGGCCUCGACAUCCGGUCCUCCUUUUUAACUACCUUCCAGCCCCGUCUUCGGCCAUUUUACGCGGCGAAACCCUCUGCACCACUCAAUUUGCUCCCAAAACAACAAAGACUCAAAAUCACCGCCCAAGUCUCCACAACCAUGCUCGAAAAAUCGCCUGCUGAGACCGCCGAAAACGACAUCGAAUCGUUGUUCUCAAAGGACUCCGAUGACAACAAUUUUGACUACAAGAAGCGCGGAAACGGGAAACAAUCAAACGGCGCGUCGAGCGUGUCGUCCGGAGUGAAGCUGGAGAAUAUAAGCAAGAGUUAUAAGGGCGUGACUGUGUUAAAAAACGUAACUUGGGAGGUUAAGAAGGGGGAAAAAGUCGGGUUAGUGGGUGUAAAUGGGGCGGGGAAGACGACCCAGAUGAGGAUAAUUACGGGUCAAGAAGAACCCGAUUCGGGGGAUGUGGUGAGGGCGAAAAGUAAUAUGAAAAUCGCGUUUUUGAGCCAAGAAUUUGAGGUUUCGAUGACUAGAACGGUGAGGGAAGAGUUUAUGAGUGCGUUUAAGGAGGAGAUGGAGAUUGCCGGGCGGUUGGAGAGGGUGCAGAAGGCCAUGGAGGGGGCGGUGGAGGAUAUGGAGUUGAUGGGGAGGCUGUUGGAUGAGUUUGACUUGCUGCAAAGAAGAGCCGGGGAUGCGGACUUGAGUGUGUUGGAUUCGAAAGUGAGUAAGUUGAUGCCGGAGUUGGGGUUUGCCCCGGAGGAUGGAGAUAGGUUGGUUGCUUCGUUUAGUAGUGGGUGGCAAAUGAGAAUGUCGCUUGGGAAGAUUUUGUUGCAGGAUCCAGAUUUGUUACUUUUGGAUGAGCCUACAAAUCACCUUGAUCUUGACACGAUAGAGUGGCUUGAAGGUUACCUCAGCAAGCAAGAUGUGCCAAUGGUUAUCAUAUCUCAUGACAGGGCUUUUCUUGAUCAGCUUUGUACGAAAAUUGUGGAAACUGAAAUGGGUGUGGCCAGGACUUAUGAGGGAAAUUAUUCUCAGUACGUCAUAGAAAAGGCGGCAUCAAUUGAAGCUCAGUAUGCUGCUUGGGAGAAGCAGCAGAAGGAAAUUGAGCAGACAAAAGACUUAAUAAGCAGGUUAGGUGCAGGGGCGAAUUCUGGACGUGCUUCUUCUGCUGAGAAGAAGCUGGAGAGGCUUCUAGAAGAGGACCAAAUUGAGAAGCCAUUCCAACGGAAACAAAUGAAAAUUAGGUUCCCAGAGCGAGGAAGAAGUGGAAGAUCUGUUGUCACAAUUAAGAAUCUGGAAUUUGGCUAUGAGGAUAAAAUGCUGUUUAACAGGGCAAAUCUCACAAUUGAAAGGGGAGAGAAAAUUGCCAUUAUAGGCCCAAAUGGUUGUGGUAAAAGUACUUUGCUGAAACUGAUAAUGGGUUUAGAGAAGCCAAGUGGAGGUCAAGUUAUUCUUGGAGAACAUAAUGUCCUACCAAACUAUUUUGAGCAGAAUCAGGCUGAGGCACUUGAUUUGGAUAAAACAGUGCUUGAGACAGUAGCAGAAGUAGCUGAGGACUGGAGAAUUGAUGAUAUAAAGGGACUUCUUGGCCGUUGUAAUUUCAAAGCUGAUAUGCUUGACAGAAAGGUUUCCCUUUUGAGUGGUGGUGAGAAGGCUCGCCUUGCUUUUUGCAAAUUCAUGGUAAAACCGUCAACUCUUCUCGUUUUGGAUGAACCAACUAAUCACUUGGAUAUACCUUCAAAAGAGAUGCUCGAGGAGGCAAUAGCGGAGUAUACGGGCACGGUCAUCACAGUUUCUCAUGAUCGAUACUUCAUAAAGCAAAUAGUUAAUAGAGUAGUGGAAGUUAAAGACUGCAAUUUACAGGAUUAUGCCGGUGACUACAACUAUUAUCUAGAGAAGAACCUCGAGGCCAGGGAAAGGGAGCUUGAACGAGAGGCAGAGCUCGAGGACAAGGCUCCUAAAGUUAAGGCCAAAUCGAAGAUGUCAAAGGCCGAGAAGGAAGCAAGGAAGAAACAGAAAAUGAAGGCCUUCCAGGCGGCGAAACAAAAAUCAAAAGGACAGAAGAAUGCUAAGAGAUGGAACUGAAUGUUAUUUUGUUUUUUUCCUGCUUCCAAUACAUUUACCAAAGAUCAUCAAUCAUUGUUAAAGGUACUUCGACUGCAGAAUCGUAGGAGACAAUGUGGCCGAUAAUGAUCAAGUAGCCAUUCUUGUGUAUAUAACAUAAAUAGGCAUACUGAUUUUAGUACAAAAUCAAAGGGUGAAAGGGGAAAUGUUGUAACCGGAAAUUUGUGCCUUGAGAAGAUGUUGUAUCCGAAGGCAUAAACGCGAGUUCCUGAGUUUCAGGAAUGUGUAAGUAAGAAUUUAUGUUCUAUUUAUUCAAGUAACCACUUUGAACCC